CAAUCUCCAUCUGUCUCCACCUCAACCGUCUGACCGACCCGCCGACUCAUGAGUCUGAUUUAUUUGCCGGUGAAAAACACCAGAAAGGGCGAGCGGCGCGGAGCGGAGAGAGUGGCGAAGUGAAGGAGCUGCGCGGCCGCGUCUUUGCCUUGCGCCAUGUCGCCGAGUUUGCGCGCAGUCGCGGCUCUCUGAGCGACUCUUCUCACUGCUGGAUACUUGCUGCUGCUCCGGAGCGAACCGCCGCCGCCAGCAAAACUACUCGCCGUCUUCCCACCAACAUUCAUCGAGCGUCUCCGCAGUCCCGCACGCCGCCCCUGCGCCGUCAAGCUGCAGCAUCACCGAGGGAAGUCGAACCAGUGGCCUGAGCUGGGGGGAGCAGUGAGCGCCUGUAGCAUGAUGUCCUACCUCAAACAGUCCCCCUACGGCGUCAACGGCCUGGGGCUGAGCGGCGCGGCCAUGGACCUGCUGCACCCCUCCGUGGGCUACCCAGCCACACCGCGGAAGCAGCGGCGGGAGCGGACCACCUUCACCCGCUCUCAGCUCGACGUCCUGGAGGCUCUGUUCGCCAAGACGCGCUACCCGGACAUCUUCAUGAGGGAGGAGGUGGCGCUGAAGAUCAACCUGCCGGAGUCCAGAGUCCAGGUCUGGUUCAAGAACCGCCGGGCCAAGUGCCGCCAGCAGCAGCAGAGCGGCAGCAGCGCCAAGGCCCGGCCGCCCAAGAAGAAGUCGUCGCCGGCGCGGGAGAGCACGGGCUCAGAGAGCAGCGGGCAGUUCACGCCGCCCGCCGUCUCCAGCGCCGGCUCCUCGUCCUCCUCGUCCUCCUCCUCGGCCAACCACGCCGGCCCGGCCGCCGCCGCCGCCCUCAGCAGCACCUCUACCUCCAUCAGCACCGUCUCCUCCAUCUGGAGUCCGGCCAUCUCCCCCGGCAACGGGCCGGCCCCGGCCGUGGCGCCGCUGCCCGAGCCCGGGCCUCCGUCCAACGCCUCCUGCAUGCAGCGCUCCAUGGCCGGCUCGGCCGCCGCCGCCGCCACCUCCUACCCCAUGUCCUACAACCAGACGGCGGGCUACGGCCAGGGCUACCCGGCGCCCUCCGGCUCCUACUUCAGCAGCGUGGAUUGCAGCUCCUACCUGGCGCCCAUGCACUCCCACCACCACCCGCACCAGCUCAGCCCCAUGACGGCCUCCUCCAUGUCGGGCCACCCGCACCACCACAUCAGCCAGUCCUCGGGUCACCACCACCACCACCACCACCACCACCAGCCCUACGGCGGCUCCGGCCUGGCCUUCAACUCCUCCGACUGCCUGGAUUACAAAGAGCAGACGGCGGCCUCCUCGUGGAAGCUCAACUUCAACGCCACGGACUGCUUGGACUACAAAGACCAGGCCUCCUGGAGGUUCCAGGUCUUGUGAUCGUCUGCUGCUGCUGCUGCUGGCUCUUUUCUGCGCCCAGAUCAGCGCCGUCUCUUUCAGACAAAAGAGAGAUUACGGAGCAGAGGAGAACAAGAUCCUGUUUCUGAGGAGACCUUUUUCUGCUGGAUAAACUUUUUCCAACUUCUCCGGACGACGGGAGGAAUACGCCCCGCAGCCCGUGCCCCUCUGACCUCCAAUCACACCCUGUACAGUUUUUAUUUCCGAAAUUUGUUAUUUUAGGACAGAGAUUUUUAGUCAGCUGCGACCAGGAGCUGAAAUAUGUAAAUAUGUAUUUGGGUCAGUUACAGUGACCAUGAUUAGUUGGUGUUCUUUUCUGUUUAUUACCACUGUGGGAGGGAGAAAAAGGAAAAAAAAAACUUGUAUGUAAAUCUUUUCAAAUAUUCCAAAGAGAGAAAUUGGCCAUAACCUUCAGCUUUAUAUACCUUGUUUCAAAAUGUUUUGGCGAACUCAACUCAACUGUUGAAACAUGGCUCUUGCGACCCUGGAGCCUCCUCGCGGGACCGUCGAAGCACUUGACUCCAUCUCCCAGUCCAAAACCGCUUUGAUCAUUGUUCGGGGAGAGGAAGUGUGCAAAAAGUCACGUUCCAAAAAUGCCAGUGAGAUGUUGAAUGUAUCUUGGAGGCGAACCACCUUUACAUACUUGUCAUCCAAUAAAGAUCCGUUCAGUCAUAUUUACUCUCUUGGAUUCCACGAGCUUGUUUAUUGUCAAUUGCUGGUGCGUUCAGGCG
Messenger RNA from Synchiropus splendidus (mandarinfish), 2159 nucleotides. It is a transcript of the gene otx1, whose product is annotated as orthodenticle homeobox 1. Gene Ontology annotation, cellular component: nucleus. Gene Ontology annotation, molecular function: RNA polymerase II cis-regulatory region sequence-specific DNA binding; DNA-binding transcription factor activity, RNA polymerase II-specific. The coding region runs from base 394 to 1410 and encodes 338 amino acids. The transcript is spliced from 4 exons. The record is from RefSeq and is a predicted model, not a curated record. Gene Ontology annotation, biological process: multicellular organism development; regulation of transcription by RNA polymerase II. Lineage: Eukaryota; Metazoa; Chordata; Actinopteri; Syngnathiformes; Callionymidae.